ACAAUUUAGGAGGGGUAGUUUAGGCUCACUACACUACUAGACAGGGUAGCCUACUAGUCAGAUAAAUUGACCCUCCGCGGCUUCCGUUCCAGAUGACUCCUACCCUAUGUUAUGCUGUGAUGGUCCAAUGAGGAGCAGCUAGCAACAGUGAGGGUUCAACAUUUACAACUUCGCCGACGGGGUGUGUUUUCCCCCUGGUCGCGCAGUGUACAAUGAUGAAAUUAGCGGCUAAGACAUCCUGACAUCCACAGCAUAAUCAAUGUGGGUCCCUCGUUGUUUCGGUGACCGACAUGGACACAAGUGACAACAAGGAUGUGAAGCUUUCUGCCGAAGUGGAGCCGUUCAUCCCUCAGAGGAAAGGUCUGGAGUCUGCCCUGGUCACUAUGAGUCUGUCUGGAGAGGGAGGAGGAGGGGGGGGUGGAGGGGGCGGAGGAGGGGGCGGUGGAGUGGAGCCCACCCCCAUCCCCAGCUACCUCAUCACCUGCUACCCCUUCGUCCAGGAGAACCAGCCCAAUAGACAGCUGCCAACGAUGUACAGUGGGGAUAUGCGCUGGCAGCAGCCCAACCCGAGCCCGGCGGGGGGCUACCUGGCGUACGGCCCCAUCCUGUCCUCGCCACAGCCCCCCGUCUCCAACGACUACGCCUACUACCAGAUCAUGCCGGCGCCCUGCCCCCCCAUGAUGGGCUUCUACCAGCCGUUCCACGCCGCCGCCGCCGCCGCUGCUGCCGCCGCCGCGCCCUACGGGACGCCCGUGCAGACGGGAGUGGUGAGCCCUGUGUCCACAGAGUGCGGGGGGGAGCGCAUCCAGCCCCCCAGCCAGGCCUUUGGGGUGGCCAACCAGAGGGGCAGGGGCAUGAACCGCACUGCUGCUCUGCCCAAGCCGAUGCUUCAGCCAAUGAGGGCGAAGCGUACACCUCCUCGCAGGGACGUGGCGGUCCAGAAGGAGGUGGGGGCGUCGGGACCGGACUGCCGGCCCAAAACCGUGCUGCUGGUGGACGCAGCGCAGCAGACAGAUUUUCCCGGUGAAGCCGGCGGGGGGCGGAACGUGCCGGAGUGCGCGAGUCCGCAGUCGUGGAAGAGCAACAAGGCGCGGCGCCGGAGGCUCUCGCACCCGGCCGAGUCGUCCAGCGAGCAGGGCGCCAGCGAGGCCGAUAUCGACAGCGACAGUGGCUACUGCAGCCCCAAACACAACCAGGCGGGCGCCCACGCCCACGCGGGCACGUCAGCCAGCACCGCCCCUGCACCCCUGCUGCCCACCUCCGCGCACCCCGGGGUCGGGGAACCCCCUAUGGUGGCACCGUCGGCGGUUGAAACGGGCGUGAUGACGGCGGUGAGCUGGGUGAACGUGGCGUCCCAGGCAGGCCAGAGAGGGGCCUGGGGGGACAGGAGCGCCCCCUUCCACAGAGCCACCAAGCCACCAGAACAGAGGAGCUUUGCACAGGUGGGCUUCCAGGUGCGUGGCCCUGUGCUGGGUGUGGGCCCUGACAGGAGCAUGUGCGGACCAAAGAGGCUCCAGCAGGGCACAGUGCAGCCUGCACCACAACUCCCCGGCUCCGAACUCACCCCCGAACCCCUCUACUUUGAGGAUGAAGAUGAGUUUCCUGAACUGGCCAGUGGUGGCGCUCCUGCGCGAAAUAAGGCAGAGCCAGCCCAACCCAAGAUGCCCAAAGGCUUGCUGGAGAACUUGCCGGAGAACUCUCCCAUCAACAUCGUGCAGACGCCCAUCCCCAUCACUACGUCGGUGCCCAAGCGGGCCAAGAGCCAGCGGAAGAAGGCCCUGGCGGCAGCCCUGGCCACCGCACAGGAGUACUCCGAGAUCAGCAUGGAGCAGAAGAAGCUACAGGAGGCCUUGACGAAGGCUGCAGGGAAGAAGAGUAAGACUCCUGUGCAGUUGGACUUGGGGGACAUGCUGGCAGCGUUGGAGAAACAACAGCAGGCCAUGAAGGCCCGGCAGCUCACCAACACCAAGCCACUCUCAUAUACAGUUGGCACGACAGCCCCCUUCCAUGGAAAAGACCCAGCUGGCAAGGGGGCGGCCGGGACGCCAGCAGCGGUGGGGGUGGCGGUGACAGCAGCGGGGGCGAGAGACCAAACCUACAGCACCCCCCACAAUAUCCUGGACUCCACCGCCCCGCGCAUCAAGAGGGGCAAGGAGCGGGAGCUGCCCAAAGUCAAACGGCCGACCGCCCUGAAGAAGAUCAUCCUGAAGGAGCGGGAGGUGCGAAAGGGCCGCUUCUCGGUGGAGCCGGGUGCGAACGGAGCAGGAGAGCCGGGCGAAGAGGAGCUGCACUUCACAGACACGGACCUCCCCCGCGACGGAGUCUCCCAGGAGGAGAACGGUUUGAGCGUGCCCAGUGAUGAUGCCUCCUUAUCCCCAGCCAGUCAGAACUCUCCGUACAGCAUCACGCCCGUGUCCCAGGGCUCUCCUGCCAGCUCGGGGAUCGGCAGCCCCAUGGCCUCUGCCAUCACCAAGAUACACAGCCGCAGAUUCAGAGAGUACUGUAACCAGGUGUUGAAUAAGGAGAUCGACGAGAGUGUGACGCUACUGCUGCAGGAGCUGGUCCGCUUCCAGGAGCGCGUGUACCAGAAGGACCCCAGCAAGGCCAAGGCCAAGCGCCGCCUCGUCAUGGGCCUGCGCGAGGUCACCAAGCACAUGAAGCUCAGCAAGAUCAAGUGCGUCAUCAUCUCGCCCAACUGUGAGAAGAUACAGGCCAAAGGUGGUCUGGAUGAGGCUCUUUACAAUGUCAUAGCCAUGGCUCGGGAGCAGGAGAUCCCCUUUGUGUUCGCGCUGGGCCGCAAGGCACUCGGCCGCUGUGUCAACAAGCUGGUCCCCGUCAGCGUAGUCGGCAUCUUCAACUUCAGUGGAGCGGAGGUAUGGGCAGAGCUGUUCAACCGCCUGGUGUCUCUGACGGAGGAGGCGCGAAAGGCCUACAAGGACAUGGUGUCGGCGCUGGAGCAGGAGCAGGCCGAGGAGGCGCUGAAGAACGUCAAGAAGGUCCCGCACCACAUGGGCCACUCCCGCAACCCCUCCGCCGCCAGCGCCAUCUCCUUCUGCAGCGUCAUCUCAGAGCCCAUCUCAGAGGUCAACGAGAAGGAACACGAAACCAAUUGGAGGAACAUGGUGGAGUGUACGGACGGCCUGGAGCCCAUGGACAACGAGCCUCCUUGCACCAGCAGCAGCAGCAGCAAGUCCCCCGCCAGGAGCACAACCCCCCCGCUCCCUAAGGAGCCAGACAGCCACACGGCCAACACCACCACCACCACCACUAACACAUCCACCACAUCAGCAUCCAGCGUCAGCUCCGGACACUCCCUAUCCCAGUCCAGCACCCUCCAACGAUCAUCAUCAGCAUCGGCGUCAGCAGCAGCAGCAGCAGCAGCAGCGACGGCGCCCUCCGAUGGCAGCGGUGGGAAGGAGGAAGGAGCGGCGGCCAAGGCGGCCCCGGAUGAUCGCCUGGAGUGGGCCUCGCAGCAGAGCACCGAGACGGGCUCGCUGGACGGCAGCUGCCGGGACCUGCUGAACUCCUCCAUCACGAGCACGACCAGCACGCUGGUGCCAGGCAUGCUGGAGGAGGCUGAGGAGGAGGAGGAGGAAGAGGACGACUACACGCCCAUAGAGCCCAUCUCCGUGGAGGUGCCUCCUCUCUCCUGCAGCCGCAUCGAGUCCUGGGUCUCCAAGACCUUGGAGAACCUGCAGCUGGGCAAGAGCCAGGACAGCACGGAGGAGGAGGAAGAGGAGGAGGAUGAUGAAGAUGAGGAGGAGGAUGGGGGUGCAGCGAGCGAGGAGGAGGAGGUUCUAGAGGCGGCAGAGGUGGUGGUGGUUCCAGAGGGCAAGGAGGCUACAGAGACCCAGAAGGCCCAGAAGACACAGGGCUAACGGACUCAUGUCUCUCUCUCUCUCUCUCUCUCUCUCUCUCUCUCUCUCUCUCUCUCUCUCUCUCUCUCUCUCUACUUUCUUCAUUUUGUUCAACCUCCUCUUCCUUCCACCUCCUCACCUCCAUUUCUCCUCAUCUCCACAUUUUCUUUUGUCUCCUCACCUCCCUUUCUUCGCCUCAUCUUCUCUGACUGUUCUCCUCACCUCCUCCAUUUCUCCUUCUCCUCCUCCUCACCUCCUCUGUUUCUCCUUCUCCUCCUCCUCCUCAACUCCUCCAUAUCGCCUCCUCCUCCUUUCCAAGCAACCAGCAGCUCCACAGCCAUGGGUAGCCAUGUCUCUGGCUCCAGACCUAACCAGUAUCUCAGGAAGACGACCAACCUAUAGUAUACUAUCGAACCAAACUCACCUUCUCAAAAAUAACCCCAGUACAUACACUCACACACACACAUGCACACGACACAUUCUUACUCACUUACUCACUUUCUUUCUGUCUCUCUCUCUCUCUCUCACACACAUACACACACACACACACACACACACACACACACACACACACACACACACACACUCACUCUCUCAAUGCUGGCGUGUAGCUGCCGGAGAGCUGAGUGGGGAGACGUUAGUUGUUGGUGCACAUCUCCACCUCUCUCAUACUUGAAUUACCUUGUAACUGACUGACUUGACAGGUGCAGUGAGGUCUUUCAAAGGGAAUUGGAAAAUAAGUCCCUCCCUCGAGACCGCAACACCACACUCCCUCCUCUUUUUAGUUUACUACGCAGUGGGAAGAAGUCGUUUGUGGACUACAGUGAUGUUGAGGACUGCACACAUGCGACCGGUUGCCGUCUAGAAGGGCGCAUUCAGGCCAACUGAGAAUCUUGCCGGUGCUCGUUCCCGCACCUAAUCGCAAACCGGAUGCCGUGUUCACGCCGCAGAUAUUAGCGAUCACGAACCGGAAAGUUGGUUCGCAAUGCGUUUUUUUCUCUGCGAACCGUGACGACAAUGUGGCCGUCAGCAGGUUCAACCGGGUAACAUAGUCACGUGUGGAAAAAGUUCAGAGCCCGGUAUGAACACGAGCGGGUCGCAGAUAAGCUCUUUAGUGCCCAAUAUAACUGGUGCGGGCACCGGCACCGGCUCCGUUCUGGUCGGCCUGAAAACCCUAGAAGAGAACUCCCAGGUGAUUGAUGGGAGUUCCCAAUGCAGUGACUCGAUCAUCGAGUCAUGUUGCAACUCUAGCUUCUUAAACUGUCUCCGUCAUACAAAAAAGAUAGAAAAAAAAGAAAAGAAGAUAAAAAAAUAAUAAUACCCCAAUAUUGGUGGUUAGCUAUGGGUGGGGGCUUUAUUUGACGAAAUAUGUUUGGCCUUGCUUAAACUGCGAUUGUUUUGGUGGUUUAGUUGCUGUGCUUCAUUUAUUAAUUUAUUCACUUUCAUUUGGGUGUGUCUCCUGUUGACGCGAAUGUGGAAUAAGUCCAUGCUCGUGGAAACAGGAAGAACAGACGGGCGAAUAAGAGCAAGGCCACGCCUCCCUAGACUAAUGAACAGCCCUGUUAAAGGAGGGGUGUCUGUGAUGGAUAUACAGUAUACGACUAUACUAUGUGCAAGUCAUCACUUUCGGAAGCAUAGUGCUGUCUAAAAUCACCUGAUUGAUAUUCUGGACCUUUUACACAGAUCACAUGUGUUGUUUUUGUUUGUUUGUCUGUUUGUUGGAUCUCAAAUUAUGUCAGUUUGUGUGACAAUGGUUUGAGGUUGGUAAUAUCACUUACUAAUGAGAACUUAAUUCAGAACAAAAUGUGUCUCGAUGUACAUACCAUGUAUAGGUUGUUAUGCUAGUUAAUCUGUUGUAUUUAUCCUGCGUGGGUAACAAGCUUAUCUGGGGAUGUUCUGUUUGUUUUUUUGUUUUUAUUUCUCUUGUGUGCUUUGUCGCUUGUCCAUACUAAAGCAAGCUCGGCUAGUUUGAUUUCUCCUGGUCACGGUACUGUACUAGGUUUCAGUUCAGCGUUGUUAUCAAUGGCAAACGUGGCCUCGUAAAACUGGCAUUAGAGAUGGGCAUUGCACCAAGCAAGGGACAUGGGGGGGGCUGUAGUGUUUGAUAUGAUGCUAAAUGUUUAUCGUAGCUGUGGCUCUUGAUGGGAGUGGCCGCAGCGUGUAAAACACCCCUGACCAGUCCUUGUAUGAUCGUCCCGUACGACUUCCUCUGUCCUCAGCUCUGGACUUUUUUUUUUUCCCUUUCUUUUAAGAAAAAAAAACAACAACUCUGACUUGGCUCUUCCCCUCCCCUCCCUCCGUCUCAGCUCUUCCCCUCCCUUCCCUCUGUCUCAGCUGCCACUCUGACCUUGGGUAACUCUGCCACAGACGACCAUGCUGCGAGCGCUGUUGAAUUCUAGUACUGUUAUUUUUGUAUUUCUCAAAGAACCAACCAAACGCCCUACAAUAAAGUCACAUUUUGUGUGUCAUCUUUAUUGUAAUAUCAGCAUUCGGAACAGCUAUACUGCAGCUGGUACACUGUGGCAGAGUUUAUGGUCUUUUGCUCAGCCCUCUCCAAGGCAAUCCUCUGGUUUCCUUCGUGUUUCUUAAAUGUAAGUAUUAUAUAUAAUGGAUUUUGGAAUGUGAAGCAAUGGUCUUCGGCUUGUUCCAUAACAGAAUCAGUGAUUAAACCCAUGUAGCUUCUAAGGACAUGUGCAACUAAAUCUAGCCAGGAAUGAUGGGUAAAAAAAUAUAGCAUGGUUUAAGGAUUAAGCAUUGUGUUUUUUAAAAAAUGUGAGCUUAACACCAUGUUUUAACUUUAUUUUUGUUUUUGGUUGAACCUCCAAAUUUUGAACGACUUACGAAUGAAAUGUUACAGAAUCAAAACUUUUUUGUGAGCAUAUAUUGUCAUCAUGUUCAGACAUAGUGGAAAAUUCUCCCUUGUGAACAGUUGUAAGUAUUGUGCAAUACCAUGGCUCUGGAACAGGUAACAUGUUGUAGACAUGCCAGUAAAACAGUGAAGGUCUUCAGUCAGAUGAAAGGUACUGUGUCGUAGGCUUUUUGUCGACUCCUCUUCUCUUCUUUCCUACCCACUUUGUUACCAUGUGUCUGAAGUAAUGAAAGCAAAAUGUGUGUUCUUUGCACUAUGUAAAUAAUAGCAGACAACCUCUUGUAACUAAUGUGAAAAAAAUAUGGUUCAAUGAAGUACCUUUUUUCAGUGUGUGGCUGUUCUUUAUAUUACUAUUUAAGAGUUGCUCUUGUACAGCACUAGGAACUAGUAGAAGCCUCGGCUCGCAUACCCUAAUUGUAUAAUCUUAACCAUCUGACUUAUUGUUAUUAAUGAUAAUAAAAUGUUGUUAAAAAACG
Engraulis encrasicolus (European anchovy) is the source of this 7202-nucleotide messenger RNA. It is a transcript of the gene secisbp2l, whose product is annotated as SECIS binding protein 2-like. Gene Ontology annotation, biological process: selenocysteine incorporation. The record is from RefSeq and is a predicted model, not a curated record. NCBI's taxonomy places the organism in Eukaryota, Metazoa, Chordata, Actinopteri, Clupeiformes, Engraulidae. Gene Ontology annotation, cellular component: ribonucleoprotein complex. The coding region runs from base 291 to 3878 and encodes 1195 amino acids. The transcript has 19 exons. Gene Ontology annotation, molecular function: ribonucleoprotein complex binding; selenocysteine insertion sequence binding; mRNA 3'-UTR binding.